UUCACAUAUUGCAUUAUCAACAAAUUAAUAAGUUUUAAAGUGAAAGGUAGAAAUUCCUGUUAAAAAUCAAAAAAGAAAAUACGCAUUUUUUGUGGAAAUUGUAAACGUGCAGAUGUGUGCGUGUUUGACUGGAGACAAUAGAAUAAAGAGAAAUACAAAAAAGCCGGAAUUUUCUUAUGAAAGAAAUUUUAUCAACAUGAUGGAAGCUUCACAUCAAACUCCUGCCGAAGUUCGUGAGGUGUUAAGUAAAUAUUUGGAACUGUUUCAACAAAAUAGCAUUGAAUUUAAAUAUUAUCUGGCACCGAACAGUGUGAUCGAUUGGUAUGGCCGCACUAUACGUGGAGCAAAUAAAAUUCAUGAUUAUUUAAGACAUGAAAUUCACAAUAACUUUGAUCACACUGAGUUUUUGGAACCAAACAAAUGUGCACCCAUCGAAACCAAAACCAGUCACAUGCGCACCAAAAUUAUAUCCACCAAACCCAUUGAUCUUGUACAUCCCAUAAAUCGUGUACCAGAUAUGGUACCUUUAAAAUCCUACGCCGACAGUGAUGUAGAAGACAAUGAUCUACCCGAAACAUCAGCAUUUGCUGCUGCCAUUAUCAGUAAUCAGCGAAAAACUCCUGAAAAAUGUACCAGUACAUUGGCCAUAGGGGAUUUAACGCCACCAGCAAGUGCAACAAAAGAUGAAAAAGAGCCGGAAUUACAAGAACAAGAAAAGAUCGAAGACCUAGACAGACCACCUAGAUCUUUGAAACGCAUACAUUCGGGACGUUUUAGUUAUUUGAGGCGAUUGCCAACGGCUCCUUCGACCAGUAAACGGGUGAGUAAGGAAUACAAAGGUAUACGUACCUUGCUAGAUGAUUCAUCCAGUGAAGACGAUGAUUUAGAAACAAUGGAGGCUCUCUAUACCCCCUUGAGGUAUAUAGAGGUCAAGGGCAUAAUACGUAAUCGCAAUACUGCCCCGUCACGCCAAAGAAGUGCUCUCUGGCGUGAUUGCACUCAAUUGGAAACUCGUUUGCGUAUAUCUUAUCGUCGCAAAUUGGAAGAUAAUCAAUUACAAUUUGCCCUUAUAAUAUAUGAGUCAUGCAAUGCAACACCUACUACCACAAAACGUAAUCUAAUGACACAUUUCUCAAUGACUGAACCACCGACUGAUAAUAAUGAUAUAGAAACUAAUCUGGAACAUCAUGAACACACAGAAGAAAUGGUGGUAGAAAGUGUUUUGCAUGAACCAGUACUUAUAGAACCACAUACGAUAACAACUACCACCACUUUGCUGGGCAAUAGCGAUGAUCCUUUUAAUGAGGAUGAUGAGGGCUCUUUGGAAACAUUAUCGGUAGCUCACAUGCGCACCCCUACCAAAUUUACGCACACUCCGCCGGCUACACCCAAACGAAAACCUCGAUCUUUGUUUCAAAGUGCUUCCGGGUUGAAACGUUUAAAUAGUUCACCCACCGCUCCUACGCCCAAGCGUAGUGCGGCUCGUAGUUUAAGACUUUAAUUAUACAAAAUAUGAUUACGACCAAUUUAUUUUAUAUCGUUUCUUGAACAGUUUUACUUCUUGUUUUUUAUAUAUAUUUUGGUUUGUUUUACAAGUGAACACUUU
Calliphora vicina (urban bluebottle blowfly) is the source of this 1606-nucleotide messenger RNA. RefSeq lists its product as uncharacterized. The record is from RefSeq and is a predicted model, not a curated record. The coding region runs from base 113 to 1501 and encodes 462 amino acids. NCBI's taxonomy places the organism in Eukaryota, Metazoa, Arthropoda, Insecta, Diptera, Calliphoridae. The transcript has 5 exons.